GAAAAGUAUACAAUAAGUUCCUAUUCUUCCAGUUCAUAUCCAUUUCAGGUCCAUCAAUUAAUGGACAUCAAAGAACUUAGCCCAUUUCUUCUAUGCUUAUUCUCUAUAUUAGCCCCCACAAUCUUUAUCAUCUUGUUCAAAUUAAGCCAAAGCAGAAACAAUAAAAAUGUACCACCAGGGGAAAUGGGAUUCCCAUGGAUAGGCGAAACGAUCAAGUUCUACAGAGCUCAACGUAAAAACAGGUUAUUCGAAGAUUUCAUCCAACCCCGGAUGAUAAAACAUGGAAAAAUCUUCAAAACACAUCUUAUGGGAUCGCCAACGGUGAUACUAAAUGGAGCUAAUGCUAAUAAGUUUCUUCUGUCCAACGAGUUCAAGAUGGUUGUGAGCUCAUGGCCUUCGUCUUCGGUUCAGCUCAUGGGGAAAGAAUCCAUCAUGGAAAAGCAAGGAGAGAGACAUCAAUGCCUCAGGGGUCUUAUAGGCACAAGCCUUAGCCAUGCAGGGCUUGAAGCCUUAGUUCCAAAAAUAUGCAACUAUGUUCAGCAUCAUUUGGACCAAAACUGGAAAGGCCAAGACAAGAUUAGCCUAUACCGUUCCGCAAAAACUUUGACAUUUUCUAUAGUGUUUGAGUGUUUUGUAGGGAUCAAUGUGCACCCGGAUACUUUGGCAAUUUUCGAGAGAGUUUUGGAAGGUGUUUUCGCACCACCUAUUCAGUUUCCUGGCUCCAAAUUCUCUAGAGCAAGGAAAGCAAGGUUGGAGAUAAAGAAGAUGCUGGUUGAAGUUGUAAGGGAGAUGAGGAAGCAGAUGGAAGAAAAGCAGGAAGGAGGAGAAGCAGGAGGGAUGUUACUAUCUCGGUUGGUUGCUGGUAUGAUUCGCGGUGAAAUCAGCGAAGAAGAGGUUGUUGAUAAUGUGGUUUUGCUAGUUUUUGCAGCUCAUGAUACUACUUCUUUUGCAAUUGCCAUGACAUUCAAGAUGGUAUAUCAGCACCCAAAUUGCCAUGGUCUCCUACUUCAAGAACAUGCGGAUAUAAUGAUGAACAAAAGGCAUGGAGAAAAUCUGACACUGGAUGACAUAAAGAAAAUGAAGUAUACAUGGCAAGUUGCUCGAGAGAGCAUGCGACUAUUCCCUCCAAUCUUUGGCUCUUUCAGAAAAGCAAUCACUGACAUUGAAUACGAAGGAUUUACCAUUCCUAAAGGAUGGAAGGUGUUGUGGACAGCAUAUGGAACACAUUAUGAUGCAGAGUAUUUUCAAGAUCCUUUGAGUUUCAAUCCAAGUCGGUUUGAAGAGCCAGUCCCACCGUAUGUUUUUCUUACAUUUGGGGGAGGGCCAAGAUUGUGUGUUGGAUAUCAACUGGCUAAGUUGAAUAUCUUGAUCUUUGUCCAUUAUGUCGUAACAUGUUAUGAUUGGUCUUUGAUCUAUCCUGAUGAAACUAUCACCAUGGACCCUCUUCCAUUUCCCUCCCAUGGAAUGCCCAUCAACAUUUCCCCCAAGUUGUAACAAGCUCACCAUACAAAAUGAAAGUCAUACAGCAGCAAACACUUUACUUUCUGUGUAUCUGUUAGCUAAUUUUUAUUAAUUAAACAGCUAUUUGAGUUUGCAGCAGCAAUAACAUGACAAAUUUCUGGGUUUAAUUCUAAAUCAGAUGUUAAUUAUGCUUACUUCUAAAUUAAUUAGUUGAGAUGGAUGUGGAAUAACUAAGGAUUUAUCAGACUUAAAUAACUGACGAAAAGAAAAUAAAACGCACUAUAACAUGAAUGAAAAAAAGAUUGAGAAUUAACAUGAGAAACACAAAUGAAUUAGCCAUGAUAAAUGCUUUGGCUUUAUAAGACAUGUAAAGCAUCCUUCCUCUUUUCCAUUUCUAUCUUUUCUUUUCUUCUUUGUUAAAUUGCUUGUUGAUAAUCACUG
Molecule: messenger RNA, 1902 nt
Organism: Ziziphus jujuba (common jujube)
Lineage: Eukaryota; Viridiplantae; Streptophyta; Magnoliopsida; Rosales; Rhamnaceae
Product: taxadiene 5-alpha hydroxylase
Exons: 3
Coding region: 61-1494 (477 amino acids)
Biological process (GO): sterol metabolic process
Molecular function (GO): heme binding; iron ion binding; oxidoreductase activity, acting on paired donors, with incorporation or reduction of molecular oxygen
Source: RefSeq, a predicted model, not a curated record